UAACAAAAAAUACAAUCUAUUAAAAUAUUUAUUUAUGUUGGUGAUGUUUUGUUUACGACAGUGAUCUAUUAAUUUUUAAUUGUAUUUUCAAUUCUGCGAAUAAAAAUAUAAUUAACAUAAUGCGGCGUACAUACAAGUCAAAAAAGGAAGUUGGUGGUGCAUUAGAUCACAGAGAUAUGAUGUUUGCAAUGGACGAGAAAAGUUCGGCUUUCGACGCGUUUUAUAUUCAAAAUAUUAAGCAAAGUGUGCGAGAAAUGUCGUCGGUGAGUACGGCCAACUAUCACGGAGUUGCGGCAAAUAGAGUCCGCAAGAAAAAAUAUGUAAAACGAAUACAUAAAGAGUUAGAACCAUCGCGACAAGAGACUCUCAGUGAAGCGGCAUGUCUUACGCCCGAUAAAUCUUUAUAUGUAAAUAAAGCACCUGAUCCUUUUGAUCUACUGUUAAACACCCCUUCGAGAAAGAACGACUCUCUUCAUGUCAAUAGAGAUAAUUUGUUUGAUAAACUUCGAAAUGAAGGAAAAAAAUAUGGUAGAAAGAAAACUACAAAAGUUAAGAAAUACAAUUAUUCCAGCGGUGAUAGUACAGAUUCAGAUAAAGAAAACACCACCAAAGACUGCAAGGCACAAGACUUAACAGAUAUAGGAAUGCAUGAGCUACUUAUUGAAAAUUGUAGAAAAUCUAGUCCUAAACAUUUAGAUGAAUCUAUAAAUAAUAUAGUAAAAAAUAUGUCUAUAUUAAAAAGUCCUAAUUAUCGCAGGACAAAUUCUAUUGGUGUUCAAAAAUAUUUAAUGUACACUAAAAAUAGGUUAACAAUGAAUAUUAAGUCACCUUUAUUUCAAAAUUCUCCAUUGUGUAGUACACCUUUCAAAGACAAAUAUAGAGGUGCAUCUAUCUAUAAAUUUUCACCCAUUAGUACAAAAAAUAUUGAUGAGAAUUUAGACUGGUUACCUAUAAAAGAAAAAAGUAAAAAUUGUACCUUGUUUUCUGAAGAGAAAAAUCAGAGUAAAUUGAGAACAAGUAUACAACAUAUUCAUCUAGAGGAAUCUCCAAUUCUUAUGAAGACUGUCAAUAGUAUAAAAAAGAUUUCUCCAUUAACCAAUAUAUCUUCUCCUAUUACUCAUGUUGCUAGUGACAAAAGUUUAGAAAAUAAACAGUUCGUAAUGGAAGCUCCACCUGAUGAAGAUAUAGAACCUAAUUGUUCAUUAGUAAAUGAAAUUACACCUCACAAUGUUUGUAAUACUUUACAAGAAGUAGUUGAUAAUAAUAAUAAAAAAAAUACAUCUAGCAUUGAAUUGAGCUCUUUUCAAAUAACUGAGCUAGAACCAUUUUUAGGCUUUUCUAAUAAUAGACAUAUAGACAAAAGUAAUGGGAGCUAUAGUAAUAAUUCUUGUAUUGACAAUUUGGAUGCUAGUGUUAUGCCUAAUGAAGCUGAGAGUAAUAUUAAUAUUUUAUCUGAAACUAUUGAUAAUUUUAUAUCUGAAACGAAUAACGAUUAUCUACCUGGAGAUAAAGAACUUUCUAAUAUAUCUAGUGAAGAAUCCACAAUAAGUUCACAAGAAAAUGAAUCUAUGUAUGAUACAUGUGAUAGUGGUGCAUCUCAGGAUGAAGAUUGUAAUGGAUCUGUAAUCCAAGAACCAAUGAUUGUUAUAGAGAGAAUGAAUGAUUCUGUAUUUCGAAAAUAUUUUGAAUUAAUGCCAAAUUAUGAAAUUAAUAAACUAAGUUUAGAGAAAAGUGAUGAUAGCAGUCAAAGUAACAAUCAGGAAUAUGCUAGUUUUGAAGAUAAUAAUUCCUCAACUGCUGAUACUAGUAUAUCACAAAAUAGUGAUAAGAAUAAUUUUAGUCAAAUUAUUACUGCAAAUGUUAUAGAAGAAUUAUCUGAUGACAAUAACACAGAUUCAAAUAGUAAUACAGAAGAGGACCGAUGUAUAAGCUUUGUCACAACUAGACGACGCAAUGAAAUCACAAAUGAUUCUAUGAUAUUUUCAUUGAAUGACUCAUAUGGCAGUCCAAGUGGUACUGAUUGUGAUAAAACUGUCCUGAGUAAUAUAGCUACAGGCCAAGAAAAGUUAGACUGCAUUGCACAUGAUUUAACAGUAGCUGAAAAUGAGGCUGUAGUUCUAUAUAAUAAUGAACUUAUUGUAAAUAUAUCUGAUCAACACAUGAAUGAUGAACCAACAAUAUCAUCAGUUACAACUAGACAAAGUGCAAAAAUAAGAGAUAGUAUUUUGAAUUGCUCACAAGAAGCUAAAUUAUUUAAUUUACAAAACAAACCAUCUAUAGUCUUACAACCUGGAAAGAAAUGGGAGAGGUCUUUAAGUAUUUAUAGAAGAAUGACAAUGGCUGGAUCUGAUCAUUCUCUGUUAGAUGAUGAGCCUCUUCAUACCAAAGGACGGAAGUAUAGACAAAGUGUCAUCAGUACCAUGGAAAUGCAAGACUUUACAGCUUCACUACACAGUGAUUCCAUUAUUAGUCGGAGAAGUACAUUUGUAUCAAAACCAAACAGAAGCACUAUUAGGAUUUUAAAGGAAGCCAAUAGUUCCCGAAUUAGUCUGUGUUCAAGUGAUAUCAAUGACUUAACAGGAUUUCUGACCGAGGUCUGUGAUGAUACGGUUAUUGAGUUAUCAAAACUAUCGAUCGCCGAGUCGGAACCCGAGGUCACUAUAUUAGAGCAUUUCCAUGAGACUGCAAGCCGCGUAACUACUCCCAGAGACUACGUGUUGCGACGCUGCAAUCAAACAGAAGCUAUACUGUUUGAUGAAUGCUAUCCAGAUCCGGUGCUAAAGAAUUGCCGCAAGAUCGGCGAGGGUGUUUACGGGGAGGUAUUUCUUUGGCGAGCUGGAGAUGGCCGGGCGCGUGUGAUGAAGAUUGUCCCCAUCGCAGGCACCACGAAGGUCAAUGGAGAACAUCAGAAGGAUUUCCACGAGAUCAUAUCUGAGAUUGUGAUUGCUAUGGAAUUGAGCGCACUACGCGCUCCCAUAGCCGCUAUUGAACGACAUUUUGAUGAAGGGAAAGAUAUUGAAGCAUUGGAUCUACAUACAGUAGAGAACGCUACUGAUAUUUUCAAUGAGGUACUAGCCGUGAGGUGUGUUAACGGCAGCUACCCGUCACGCUUGCUCGACCUGUGGGAACUGUACGACGAGUGUAAAGGCUCUGAGAACGACAAUCCAGCUAUACUGCCUAUAGACCAGCAGUAUAUAGUGCUGGAGCUAGCCAACGCCGGUCAAGAUUUGGAAAGCUACCAGUUCAACAGCGCGGAGCAAGCGCACGCAUUAUUCUUGCAGGUGGCUUUCGGUUUAGCGGUUGGCGAGGAGAGUUUCCAAUUUGAGCAUCGUGAUCUUCACUGGGGGAACGUGCUCAUAGCUCCUACUGAUCAGAAGUGGGCGACGUUCGUGCUGGGUGGUCGCGCGCACCGCGUGGCCCGGUGCGGGGUGGCCGCCACCAUCAUCGACUACUCGCUGUCGCGGCUCUCACUGCCGCUGGCGGCGGACUGCGCCGCGCUCUACAACGACCUCGCGGCCGAUGACUCGCUCUUCGAGGCAGUCGGCGACUACCAGUUCGAGGUCUACCGCCUCAUGAGGGAAAAGUUGGGAAAUGAUUGGAAGAAUUUCGAGCCAUACACAAAUAUACUGUGGCUGCAUUACACUGUGGAUAAAAUGAUAACGGCCCUCCGCUACAAGAGGACCAACACGAAGAUACACAAACACUACAUAUCUAAGCUCAAGGGGAUCAAGAACAGGAUCCUGGGAUACAGGAGCGCUGCACAAUUUGUACUCACCGACAACGAAUUUUAAUCGAAAAAAAUUAUGAUAAUUGAAUAUUCAUUAUUGAAAUUUGCAAAGUAAAUUUAAUAUUUUUCUCACUUAGUAAUAAUUCAAAAUGAGUAUAGUUAUUAGCACUGUUUGCUGUUGUUAUAAAAACAAUAUAUUGACUAUAAAUUGCAUGAAUUCAAAUGUAAAUAGUUUAUGCUUUGGUAAAUUUGUUAAAGACAUUGAAAUGAUUAUUUACAACGCAUUGAAACAAUAUUUGCUGAAAGGUGCCUUCUUAGCUAGGAUAGUGCCUUUGUUCACAUUACUAAUAAAUUCAUACAUCAUAUUUAA
Molecule: messenger RNA, 4097 nt
Organism: Achroia grisella
Lineage: Eukaryota; Metazoa; Arthropoda; Insecta; Lepidoptera; Pyralidae
Gene: Haspin
Exons: 12
Coding region: 120-3791 (1223 amino acids)
Biological process (GO): mitotic cell cycle; intracellular signal transduction; protein phosphorylation
Cellular component (GO): nucleus; cytoplasm
Molecular function (GO): histone H3T3 kinase activity; ATP binding
Source: RefSeq, a predicted model, not a curated record